GGAGUACAAGUCUGAAUUCAUUUAAUUAAACUAGCUUUUGUAAUACACACAAUUCGUCUGUAAUCAUGGAGCCUCUGCAGAUCAAUAGUGGCGAGGAUUAUGUUAAAGUCAAUAUAUCGAAUUCCAAAAAUGAUAGCAUCGCAUUGGAUUUGAAGUUUGCAAAAAGCCUGACAAUUGGCCAACUGAAGUGCAAAUUGGAAAUCAUAACAGGCGGCAAUGCGGGCACAAUGCAAUUGGAGUUGUAUAAUGGUGAUCGGCUGGUCACAAGUCUGCAUGAUGACACCGUCUUAUUGGGUGCGUUGCCCAUAGAGACAGGUAUGCGCAUACAUGUAAUCGACAACUUCAAUUGGAUAGUGGAUGUGGAGAAAUUCGAGUUAACCGAUGAGCAAUACGAAACCAAACAGGAUACAGUGCGUAAUUUUCUGAAAAAGAAUCGCAUGGGCAAAUACAAUGAGGAAGAGGCGCGUCAGAAAGAAGAAAAGCUGCAACGACAAAAACAGUUGGAGCAGGAGCGCGCUGAGUUGUGUACAAUCGGUGCGCGUUGUCAGGUGACAGUGCCUGGCAAUCCAGUGCGGCGUGGUGCCGUACGUUACAAUGGGCCAAUUGAGGGCAAGAAGGGUAUUUUUAUUGGUGUGGAGUACGAUGAGCCACUUGGCAAGAAUAAUGGAAGCAUUGAUGGCAAAUCCUACUUUACAUGCGCACCAAACUACGGUGGCUUUGUGCUACCAACUGCUGUGGAGGUUGGUGAUUUCCCACCAGAGGAUACUGGACUCGAGGAAGAUGAGAUUUAAACUGCAUACUUGAAGUAUACACUCGGCAUUUGUGAUUGAUUUUAUUUAAAAAAGAACUUAGGUGUUAACCACAUAGUAACGUACAUACAUAUAUUUUAUAUAAUGCUAAUUUUGUGUAGCAAUUUAAAUUAUUUUUGACGCAGAUGGCGUAUAAUGAAAUAAAAACUUAUAAACUCAA
This is a messenger RNA of Zeugodacus cucurbitae (melon fly), 969 nucleotides long. RefSeq names its product tubulin-folding cofactor B (gene TBCB). The transcript has 4 exons. The record is from RefSeq and is a predicted model, not a curated record. Gene Ontology annotation, biological process: tubulin complex assembly; post-chaperonin tubulin folding pathway; cytoplasmic microtubule organization. Gene Ontology annotation, cellular component: nucleus; cytoplasm; microtubule plus-end. The coding region runs from base 66 to 791 and encodes 241 amino acids. NCBI's taxonomy places the organism in Eukaryota, Metazoa, Arthropoda, Insecta, Diptera, Tephritidae. Gene Ontology annotation, molecular function: microtubule plus-end binding; alpha-tubulin binding.